Molecule: messenger RNA, 3912 nt
Organism: Pseudonaja textilis
Lineage: Eukaryota; Metazoa; Chordata; Lepidosauria; Squamata; Elapidae
Gene: TOE1
Product: target of EGR1, exonuclease
Biological process (GO): snRNA 3'-end processing
Cellular component (GO): Cajal body
Molecular function (GO): snRNA binding; metal ion binding; 3'-5'-RNA exonuclease activity
Source: RefSeq, a predicted model, not a curated record
UUAAUACCCAGGAACGCAGAGAAGAGAGCUCUGCCGAACGCAGACUGCUGCCGCUUAGACAUUGGCCAUUGCAAUAUGACUUUUUGUUAGAGCUAACAUGUCAAUCCUGCACAAAUCCGGACGACCGGUAGAUGGCAGCAAAGAAAAUUUCCUGUAUUUCUGCCAUCUUUGCAGGUUGUGUGGAUUUUUGCAACUCAGACAUCUUAACUUUACUUUUUUGAGCUUUGAUGGAAGAGAGAGUGUAGGUACAGAAAAUGUAUCAGUUCUUUAAGUUGACUAGUUGGCAACCUUUUGCUUAUUUUACUUUUUCACCAUGGCUUCCCCAAAACAAAGUUAAUACCUGGAUUAUUAAAAUAACGGAUCAUAUGUUUUUUGUUCCCAACAGCUGUAUUAUAAUGGCCUCUUUAAGGGUGCCCGUCAUUGAUGUCCAGGAUGACAAUUUCAAGGAGCUCUGGCCAUCCAUGCUUUUGGCUAUCAAAACUUCCAGCUUUAUUGCUGUUGACACAGAACUUAGUGGGCUUGGAACAAGGAAGAGUUUGCUGAAUCAGUGCAUUGAAGAACGAUAUAAAGCGGUUUGCAAUGCUGCUAAAACACGCUCUGUUUUGUCUCUUGGAGUUGCUUGUUUUAAACACCUUCCUGACAAGACAGAGAACACAUAUCUUUCCCAGAUCUACAACUUGACCUUGCUGUGUAUGGAUGAUUACAUAAUUGAACCACAGUCAGUCCAAUUCCUGGUGCAACAUGGCUUUGACUUCAACAAGCAGUAUUCUCAGGGCAUUCCCUAUCAUAGGGGCAAUGAUAAGGGAAAUGAAAAUCAGAGUCAAACAAUUCGUACUUUUUUCUUGGAAAUAAUUCGAGCAAGAAAACCUAUCAUUCUGCACAAUGGCCUAAUUGAUUUAGUUUUCCUCUACCAGUGCUUCUAUGCCCACUUACCUGACAAUCUGGGCACUUUCACUGCUGACCUUUCAGAGAUGUUUCCAGCCGGCAUCUAUGACACGAAAUAUGCCUCAGAAUUCGAGGCACGCUUUGUAGCUUCUUACCUAGAGUAUGCCUAUAAGAAGUGCAAACGAGAAAACUUCAGGUUGAAAGACUCCAACAAACCGUAUCUCAGCAUAGAAUUCUGCAGCUAUCCUGCCAGCAUAGAUGCCUAUGUUGAAUACCGGUUCUGCUCUGUGGCUGAUGUCAGCCAGGCUCAAACUGACAUCGCUAACAAAAUUGUCAUCUGCCAGCCAUUUUCGGCUUAUGGCUGGUGCCCAGAUGGGUUGAAAUGUACACAAUCUCACAAUAUUGAUCUAAUAAUUAAUGAGGAUGAGAAUCAGAAAGAAUCGAAGCGGAAGACAAGAAAACAGAAAUGGAAACGGCGGAAGAACUUAGCAGAGUCAACAAAAGUUGAACUGAGCAGCCCUGUGAAUGAUGUACAGUUGGCUUGGGAUAAGGAAAAAGGUUCCCCUUCCAAACAGUCUUGCCCUAGUAACUUGAUUGCUCCUAUUGUAGAUAGUGCAGAUGCAGAAAGUGUGUCUGGUAAUGGGGAGACUUCAAUGGAUGUGGAACAAGAACUAGUUUCCAACAGUGCAGUUGAUGCCAAUGUUGAUGGGAAUGCUGCCAUUGCCACAGACAGUGAGAGUAUCAUUUCUUCACCAUUCAAAGAUUUCCAGCAGGAAAAGGCAAUAAGAAGCGAAGGAGCAGAGCCAAAAGUCCAGUUACAGAGCGAUUCUGCAGUCACCUCUUUGCCUGUCACAGAUACUGUAGCACCAUCUAACUGUUCACGGGGGAGUAUUCACCGGGCUGGCUUUGAUGCCUUCAUGACAGGUUACAUAAUAGCCUACAUCCAGAUGGUCAAGAAUGAUAAAGAGAGAGACUCAAAUGACGGGCCUUGGUUACCAGAGUGCCACAACAAAUUGUACCUUAGUGGAAAGUCUGUGCCUCUUCAGAUUGUGAAAAGUUUGUUUUCCAAAUCUUCCAAAGCCCACAACCAAAAAAUGAAAUUGGUAUGGGACAGUAGUUAGAAGUAAACAUCACACUGCUCAGGAUCACAGAUAACGCUAUUACUAUCAAUUGUUUUCUUGAAGCCGCAAUACUCAAACCAGAGCUGCUAAAGAGACAUUAAUAAGACGAUAGAAUAUGUGCAGCUGCCUGAAUGGAUUAUGGAUUUAUUUUUAAAUGUUUGUAAAAUUAUGUAUUAAAUUUCCUCAUUGGAGACAGAACCUUUACACUGUGGAUGAAGCAUUUCUUCCCCCGUCCCCCAAAUGCUUAAGAAAGCACUUUCUUUGACAAGGCUGGUGCACAACUUUAAAAAUGGUUUCCCAUUUGUUGUGUGUUCAUGCUCACACAAUGCUGCUUGGGGAAUGGCAAUGCAUAUAUGAGAAGACAGCUGGCAUCAGUUUUCAAGCAGCCUUGUAAACUCGCCCCCAAUAAUAAUAAUAAUAAUAAUAAUUAAUAAUAUGCCUUAACCAUUCAGAGAAAUGCUUUGGUUUUAACCAAGGGAACUGCAGAAAAGCCUUUUUACAUGAUUACCUUGCACCAUCAUCCUAAUGUUCCUAAGGUCAGGUAGUUGGAUCUAUUCCCUGCUCUCUAACGUCCAUGUCUUCAGCAGAUGUUGUGAAAUCAUUACAGCUCUUCGUGCAAUCUAGAUGCCUGCUUUAUUAGACUUUCCGAUUUAUAGACUAGUACUAGCAUUAGCUGCUUUUCAGAAAUCCCAGCUUGUAGAACCUGACCAGAAUAGGUAAGAAAUGCAUUACCCACCUUUUAAAACCCUUCUACAUUCAGGUGAAUACUUGAGAACAGUUAUUUUAGUUUUUGCUUAACUCAUUAAAUUUGAAGAUUUAAGCCCCAACUCUACCACAAAUAUUUUAAAUCACCAUUAAUAGGAUUCAUUUGGCCUUAGACUAACAAAGGAGACAAGCUUGUCUUUUACUAACAAUAUAAUAUGGAAUAAAUGACGCAUUAACGUACUAUCCACACGUAUUUGAAAAUCUGCACUGAAAGCAAACACCUAUUUGAAUCAUAUUCUUUACUGGCAAGAAUGAGGUAGAGUUUUCAACAAAUCUGAGUUUGUCUAAAGGAUAUGGAAUGCAUACUUGAAAUUUCUAAUCAAACUUUCUGAAAUUUUGUGGGACUUUUGUUUUGGAUAAUGAGAAUGCAAACGUUGAGUACCAAAUAUAAGUCCAUCUAUUUUUAUAGCAGCCCAAAAGAGAUUGCAGUCAUCUAAAUCCACUACAAAGCUCUCAAGGCUUCAGAAAUCUAACUGAAUCUGGCCUACCAUAACAGGUGAUCAUUGAUUUUCUUAGCAAGCAGCUGGUUGUCUCUACUCUUUCUGGAUAUCCUUUUGGAAUCAUGCUUUGUCCUUAAAUGUGAUUUAUAUUAUACUGCUUGUAUAUUAUACCCCUUAAGAUGGGGUAACAAAAAGUUAAGGAAAAGAUAAGGAAUUUGUGCCAAAUUGUCUGGGUUUUUCCCCCCACAGUUCUAUUGCAGCCUUAUUUUUCUAAUCCAAAUUAAGCUGCUUAACUGUUGAGAAGAAACAUUAAUGCAGGAUGGAGUUACAAAUCAACUUAAGGCCAUAGGCUCCGAGUCCCAUUCUAGUAUAAUAAUUCAAAAGGAUAUUUUAUUAUUCUCUGCCAUCAUCAAUCUUUGUUGAAAUAAAAUAUUGGUGUUUUCCUUAUUAAAUAAUGUUUAGUUUUUUUGUAUAAAAAUAUUUGACAAACUGGAGGCUUUUUAUCGGUUAAUUUAUUGUGCCAGGUCUUCUUGCAAUACAGAUCAUCAAAGUUAUGUAUUCCAGUUCCACACAACAAAACAGUAAUGAGAUCUCUUGGAAGCUAAAAAAUGAUUUUUUAUUAGUCUUAUCUGUUCCAGAUACAUUGCUUGGGAAGCAUUAUUUGAUAAUAACUUUAGUGGGGUCAAUAAUGUUCAACUUUU